Molecule: messenger RNA, 2077 nt
Organism: Carassius gibelio (silver crucian carp)
Lineage: Eukaryota; Metazoa; Chordata; Actinopteri; Cypriniformes; Cyprinidae
Gene: snx16
Product: sorting nexin 16
Exons: 8
Coding region: 300-1178 (292 amino acids)
Biological process (GO): early endosome to late endosome transport; protein targeting to lysosome; endosome to lysosome transport
Cellular component (GO): extrinsic component of endosome membrane; early endosome; late endosome
Molecular function (GO): phosphatidylinositol binding
Source: RefSeq, a predicted model, not a curated record
GUAACAAACCUUGAAAACAAAACAUAUCGCAUCAGUCCAGUUCGACCGAAGCGGUUUUUGAACUGGUUUAAAUAGUUUAUCGAAACGAAUCGGCUCACGAGAAUAACACAAUCGCAAACUGCACAUCUGUCAAACUCGCUUCGUUAAAAUAACGUUAUCUAUUUUUUUGUUGUUGUUGUUUGUUUCAAGCGUACAUUACGCGUCAUCUCCGCCGUGGCGUGAUGACGAUCUUCCGGCCGAGCAUCAGACGGUGAAUGGAGGAAUAACAGCGGGCAAAAUAUACAGCCGUGUGUGGAGGGAUGGCCACACCGUUUGUUCCGGUACCGGUGCCCAUCGAGCGCGCCCCGCGGCCGGACCGUAAAAGUCCCGUCACCCGCGCCAGGCUCAACGGAACCGAGUGCUCUGUGGAAUAUUCCAGCUGCCCGCUUCCAGAGACCCCGGGACAGAGCUGGGAGGAGCGGCCCAUCACACCCACUGUGCUUGGGUAUGAGGUGAUGGAGGAGAGGGCCAAGUUCACAGUCUAUAAGGUUCUGGUGAAGAAGACUGUGGACGAGAGCUGGGUCGUGUUCAGACGCUACACUGACUUCUCAAGACUCAACGAUAAGCUGAAGGACAUGUUUCCGGGGUUCAGACUGUCUCUUCCUCCGAAGCGCUGGUUCAAAGACAACUAUGAGACGGAGUUCUUGGAGGACAGACAGCUGGGUCUGCAGACCUUCCUCCAGAACCUCGUGGCCCAUAAAGACAUCUCCAACUGUGCGGCGGUGCGAGAGUUCCUGUGUCUGGACGAUCCUCCUGGACCCUUUGACAGUCUGGAGGAGAGUCGGGCGUUCUGUGAGACUCUAGAGGAGUGUAACUACAGGCUUCAGAAGGAACUUCUUGAUAAACAGCGAGAGAUAAACUGCUUAAAGAAAACACUGGAAGAGAAAGAGCGGCACAUUCAGACGCUGGAAGGACGAAUCAACGGGGACGUUCUCACUCCAGACAGUCCGUGUUGUGUGUCUGGAGCGGGCAGCGACUGCAGUCUGGACGUAGAGUCUUCUGCUGUGGAGGCCGAUCAGGAGCUGCCUGAUGAAACACAGGCUGUGCUCCGCUCGUCUCAGGGCUCUGUGUGUUGGUGUGGUCCGUCCAUCAGCGGUGCGUCUCCUCCUGUAGUUCAGGUCACUGCUCUGGACCACUGAGCAUCUCUCUGGGGUUAUUCUGGUUCCCGUUUGCAGUCGUGAUGGAGGAGGCACCAUGUGAGGUUUAGCCCCGACACGAGCACGCCACACGCCUCACCCGACGACAGGAAGCAGAAUCACUCGACAAUCAGCAGCACACCGAGACUGAGAGCCGCUGCUGGAACACAUCUCUCUGUUCUCAGGGUUACGUCUGUUUUCAGUUUAGUUUUUGAGGUGUAAAUGAGUGAGACUGGUGUUGUUCACUGUUAUCAGUUGAUGGUCAUCAUAAUCAUGCAGUGCUCGUGUGUUAGUUUUUAGUUCAGUUUUCUGCUUCACUGAAAGCCAUAUUUACAUCCCAGCCGAGGCCUGUGGCUCUGUAUGCACUUUACGGUCCUGAGGGAUUAUGGGAUAUAUGCUUCUACACUACUUGAUGAAAUCAUGUCCAACACUUCAUUAAAGCUUCGUUUGAAGCCGUGUGCCUUCUCACAGAGUUUCACCGAUGACACGGGCCUUGUGUCUUUCCCCAGAGUUUUAUGUAUUUAAAGACUUGCAUAUUAACAUGUGCUUUCUGUUUGUUCUGUUUGCUUCUGCGAUGCUUCAGAAUGUCUCUCCGUGUGUUUUGUGCUCGAUGAAUUGAUCAUGUUUCACUGGAGGAAGGAUGUACAGAAGCAGAUGCUCUCUUCAUCGACUGUGACUUAAACUCCACUGAACUUAAUGUCUUCACGUUUACAGCAAUAUAAUCUGUUUCUGUCACACUUCUGAUCCGGUUCAUGCUUCUUGGGUUGAUGGCUCUGACAACAACAGUUAUGCAAAUAUGUCCCUGAUGUUCAGAGGAUUGUGGGAUGGACUGAGAAAUAUUGCCAAUGUUCUGAUCAUUAGAAAUUAAUUUAAUAAAGAAGCUUCUCUAUGUCAGGACACUU